AUGGCGACAAACGGGUUAGAGAUUGCCGGCGAGCGCAUUACGGGUCAAGACGUACGAACACAAAAUGUCACGGCGUGCAUGGCCAUAGCCAACAUCGUCAAGAGCUCGCUGGGUCCCGUGGGAUUGGAUAAGAUGCUGGUGGACGACAUUGGUGACAUCACCAUCACCAACGAUGGAGCCACCAUUCUGAAGCAGCUGGAGGUGGAGCAUCCUGCUGCCAAGGUGCUGGUGGAUCUGGCAGAGCUACAGGACAGGGAGGUGGGGGACGGCACCAUGUCAGUCGUCAUCAUUGCUGCCGAGCUGCUCAAGAGGGCGGACGACCUUGUUCGCAACCGCAUUCACCCAACGUCCAUCAUCAGCGGGUAUCGACUGGCGAUGAGGGAGGCGUGCAAGUAUGUGGACGGCAAGCUGGCAGUCAAGGUGGAGAAGCUGGGCAAGUCGACGCUGCUGAAUGCGGCCAAGACCAGCAUGGCCUCCAAGAUUGUCGACAUGGACAGCGAGUUCUUUGGCAAGAUGGUUGUGGACGCGGUUCAAGCGGUGAAGACCACGAACGAGAAGGGCGAAGUCAGAUACCCCAUUAAGGCCAUCAACAUUCUCAAGGCGCACGGCAAGAGUGCGAGGGACAGCACUCUCAUCAAUGGCUAUGCGCUCAACACCACGCGCGCCGCCCAGGGCAUGCCCCGCCGCGUGGGACCCGCCCGCAUCGCGUGCCUGGACUUCAACCUGCAGCGCACGCGCAUGCAGAUGGGCGUGCAGGUGCUCGUGACGGACCCGAAAGAGCUGGACAAGAUCAGAGAGAGGGAGUCGGACAUUACAAAGGAGCGCAUUCAAAAGAUGCUCAAGGCGGGUGCAAAUGUCAUUCUCACCACCAAGGGCAUCGAUGACAUGUCGCUCAAGUAUUUCGUGGAGGCAGGCGCCAUUGCAGUGCGGCGAGUCAAGAAGGACGACCUGAGGCACAUCGCCAAGGCGUCUGGUGCUACCAUGAUGCUCACAUUCGCGGACAUGGAGGGGGGGGAGACGUUUGAUGCGUCCAUGCUGGGCCAGGCAGAGGAGGUGUAUGAGGAGCGGGUGGCAGAUGACAACAUCUUGAUCUUCAAGGGCUUUAAGGCCGCCAAGGCGGCCACCCUCCUCCUCCGCGGGGCCAACGACUACAUGCUCGACGAGAUGGACCGUUCCCUUCACGAUGCCAUCUGCAUUGUCAAGCGCACACUCGAGUCCAACUCCGUGGUAGCAGGGGGAGGCGCUGUGGAGGCUGCCCUGUCUGUUCACCUGGAGAAUCUCGCUACAACUCUUGGGUCGCGGGAGCAGCUGGCUAUAGCCGAGUUUGCUGAAGCCCUGCUCGUCAUUCCCAAGGUGCUGGCAGUGAAUGCUGCCAAGGAUGCCACGGACCUGGUGGCGAAGCUGAGGGCGUACCACCACAUGUCGCAGACUAAAAGCGACAAGCAGCACUUGGCAGAGUACGGUUUGGACCUGGUGAACGGUGUGUUGAGGAACAACGUGGAGGCGGGCGUGCUGGAGCCAGCCAUGAGCAAAACCAAGAUCCUGCAGUUUGCCACGGAAGCCGCCAUCACCAUUCUCAGGAUCGACGACAUGAUUCGGCUGGCCAAGGCCCAAGACGGCCCUGAGGAGUGA
Molecule: messenger RNA, 1632 nt
Organism: Closterium sp. Naga37s-1
Lineage: Eukaryota; Viridiplantae; Streptophyta; Zygnematophyceae; Desmidiales; Closteriaceae
Source: the annotation of a GenBank genome assembly